GUCACAGCGAUUAUAGGCUCCAAAACGCAAGGUGGCAGAGUUGUCGUUUAGCGCCUGAAAUAAAAACAUCCGAUUUACUGUACAGCUAGCUAAUCAUAACACGAUGCUUGAUUUCUCGUGCACUGCGUUACACGAUACCUGAGUGCCUGUUCUGUCUAGUCUAUUCUGACUGGUCAGAGGCUCGAAGAGCUGGAAGAGAUACAAACCUUAAGAGACUGAAGUUAGCGAAGCUGCUGAGGAGUUGGAGUGGACGAGCUGUGUAAACAUGGCAGACGACGUGUUGUUCGAGUUUCUGCACAUGGAGAUAGUGUCCCACGUUUACAAGGAGCAGACGAGCCGAGAAGACACUGAUAAGGACAGAGUAACAUGCGUGUCCAUAUUAGAAGGAAUGGGUUUCAGAGUGGGACAAGGCCUAAUAGAAAGAUGUACAAAAGAUUAUCCCACUUUCAAAGAUGACUUGGACAUCAUGAAGUUCCUCUGUAAGGAUUUCUGGACCAGUAUUUUCAGAAAACAAGUUGAUAACUUGAGGACUAACCACCAGGGAACGUACGUUUUACAGGAUAACAAAUUUGCAUUGUUAACUCAAGUGUCCAGUGGGAAGCAGCACCUUGAAGAAGCUCCUAAAUACUUGGCCUACUCUUGCGGGUUGAUUCGAGGAGCUUUGUGCAACCUGGGCUUGGAAAGUGUGGUGACUGCUGAAGUUUCCUUAAUGCCAUCAUGCAAAUUUCAAGUUGUGAUUCAGAAAAGCUAAAAUGGACUAAAGCACCUGUGGACAACUGCUGGUGUUUACUCUCCAGGUCAAAGUAAUAUGAAUGUAAAUUACAUGGAUCCUGAAUGUUUACAAAACACACAGGGAGUUUUCAGCACAUAUUUUGAUAAAGUUAUGUUUGUAGUGAUUUUUGUGGACAAUGUUACAUACAAGUUUUGUACACAUGCAUAGAGUCACAGAGGUGGGGGUAGAGUAGUAAAAUCUUUACCUAAACAAAAAAUUCAAACAAAAGAAAAAAAUAGCCUUUUCAAAAUUAAAUUAUUAAAAUGAGUUUCAUUUAUAAAAGAAAACAAUAGACAAGAGACAAAUCAAGUUCAGCUUGGCUAUGUAUUUCAUUGUUAAGCAGCAUUCAAAAGAUCCAAAGUGAAGUUUUUCAUUCAUGCUGUUUUUUUCAGCACAUCUUCACUUUACUUUUAUUGUGUCAAGACAGCUCCAUGUUUUGGUCAUUGUUCAAUGUUGAAGUCUAUACUUUAGCCACUUUAUUAGCUAACUGUUAAAAAUAACUUCGUAAUUCUGAGGAAGUUGUGUCUUAGGCUACGUUUACACAGCAGGUAAAAGUGGCCCAAAUCCGGUCUUUUUCUCCGUAUGUAACACAGAUGUAUCAUCUGUGUGGCUGUGUGAACAGCAAAAAACGCAUUGAAUCUGACAUGUUCAAUUCCGAUUUGAGACGCUUUCAUAUGUGGUACUGAAAUCCGAUAUCUAUCCGAUCUGCGGCAAUGCGACUCAGUCUGAACAGCCAGAUCGGAAUUCAUGCGACUCUUACGUCAGUACAACGCGACAUUCGUCAAUAUUUCGCGCUGCUGAGAUUCAUAAAUAUUUAGUCUGAUGUUUCUGUACCAAAACAUUAGAAGAGACUCAUCAAACCGCACCGUCAUCAAACGGCCGAACGCGGCCGGAGGAGACCGAGGCUGCAGCGUCAGAGAACAGUUCAAAGAAUCCGAGGACACGAACCAAAGAAGUGGCCGAAUAACGCCCCCUUUUUUUCGGCGAACUCGAACACACUGUGGGUGAUGAGUCCCGCUGUCAACCACUGGAACUUUAUAAUCGCUCCUGUGAUGCUGGCGAAGACGAAACUGAACUCUCCGGGAGCGACUGGCGUUCGCUGGCCGUCAUGUUUAUCUCUAGCGAGCACGCCACGUGAAGCAUUGUUCUUUUGCGCAUGCAGGUCGGUUUAGGAGCUGAUCUGUUCAGACUGAUGUCGCAUACAGGUCACAUUUAAAAGAUGAUGUGAACAGCCAAACAAAAAAAAUCGGAUUUAGUGAGAAAAUCAGAUUUGGGCCACUUUUACCUGCUGUGUAAACGUAGCCUUAGACAAGACAGUGAGACACUUUACAGUGAUAUGAAAAACGAGUCAACGUCACCAUGUGUUAAAAUAAUGAAAUAUGAAUUUUUCAAAAUAAGCAUCUCUUUUGUCAAAUACGUAUGAUAAAACAGUACUCAUUCCUACGUGUUCAAAAACUGUUGACCGUUUUGAAAACUAAAUAUUGCCAUUAGUCGAAAUAUCACAAGUCAUUUGAGAUGAAGUUACCAUUUACUGUACAUCCUGACUGCCCUUUACUGGCUUACAGAAGCGUACAGUAUGCAAAAAUCAUGGUACAACCUUUGCACAGUGGAAAAUGAAAGUGGUACCGCUCACCAUUUUGGUACACAAUUACUACUCACCUCACCCCUGUAGUCUUCACUGUAUUUCAUACUACCUAAAGCCAAACAUACAGAUGUUCACCAAAUUGUUUAGAAUGCAUUUGUCUACCUCUGUUGCAGAAAAUUAUUAAUGUAGAUUUGGAGGAAAAAUAUAGCUGCCAAAUAGUUCUUAAGUGGUCAUAGAAUUGUAAAUGAAUGAAAGCUUGUCUAUAAUUGACUUUACAGAGCUUUUCAUUCAGAUUUUUCCAGUGUCAUAUGUACUUCUAAAUUUGGUUUGGGUGGUUUCUGUAAGCUAUUGGUUCUUAAGCAAGUCUGUUAACUAUUAUACGAGUAGAACCUUGUGUAAAUUUGUUAGUCUAUUAUUUAUUGUAGUGUUUCUGCCCAGAAUGAGGUCCUUGGUUUUUUUCAAGAAUAUAGAAACUUUGAAAGCAGUGCAACAUGGUUUGCAAGUCAAUCAUUUUUGAUUGUCUGGUACUUCAGCAGAUCCAGUAUACAGUACGGAAUGGAUCUCUUGAAUGUGAUUCUCAGAUCUCUCUGCCAACUAUGGCUGUCAAAACAAUCCCCACACUGCAGUCUGUUAAACAGAAAGUAGGUAAUGUCCUCCAUAUGGUGCUGCAUUAGAAGCCUCAUUUGCAGACAGACCUUUGUUGUGGUUACGAUUGAAGGAAAACAUAAUUCGUCCAUCAUUUCAAAGGCGUUUGUGGUUAAAGUUGAUGAAUGUAAAUCUACUUCAUCUACUUCAUUCAUUCUCUCUGUUGCAAAUGUCUGCUAAACCACAGUCAUGCUAAUUUACCACCAUUACAUUUGUUUAGUUCUGUCACAAUGUUUUGAUAUUUAAAAAAGCAAUUACAAAAAUUGUGCACAAUUAAAUAUAAAAUGGUACCUCAGUGCGAUCCCUUGGCUCAGCACUUUUUCUUUACUGCUACUUGAAGUAAAUAAAUGCUUUCAGACAGAGCUCCAGCUUGUCACACUCUUUAGCUAUUUUAAAGUCUGGGGAAUAUACAAGACCACCUUCAAGGGCCAUAUCUCUCCAUCAGUUUGUCCACGCAAACCUACUGUCACUGUCAGAUCAACUCUUAACUAAAUUUUUUUUUUUCCUAUCUUUCCUUUCUUACAUAAUGUGAAUAUUUGUGAACAUUUCGUGAUCAGUUGUCUACAAAAUGGUCAAAGUUUAUUUCAAAAACAAUCUUGUUACAUUUACUUGCAUUAAAAGUUGUGAUUGCUUUUCUUUCUCCUGUUGUGGAGAUAUGAUGUUUUACUCUCCUAUAUGUUUACACUUUGUACGUGCCCUUACUGGAUUGAGUUCAUUUCUAUUAGUGUGUGUUUGUAAUAGAAACUAGUUGAAUCAUGUGGUUUCAAGCCAUAUUUUUCUUGACCUAUUUCUGUCUCCUUUGGAGGACCUUAGCAAAGAGCUAUGCAAUUUCUAUACAUGAAAUUGACUUUGAAACUGUAUUGUUGAAAAAAAUAAACAUCAGUGCUUUGGGUCUA
Messenger RNA from Colossoma macropomum (tambaqui), 3898 nucleotides. It is a transcript of the gene trappc6bl, whose product is annotated as trafficking protein particle complex 6b-like. The coding region runs from base 266 to 751 and encodes 161 amino acids. Gene Ontology annotation, cellular component: trans-Golgi network; cis-Golgi network; TRAPP complex. Gene Ontology annotation, biological process: endoplasmic reticulum to Golgi vesicle-mediated transport; regulation of GTPase activity. The record is from RefSeq and is a predicted model, not a curated record. Lineage: Eukaryota; Metazoa; Chordata; Actinopteri; Characiformes; Serrasalmidae. The transcript is spliced from 7 exons.